UUUGUUUUGUGUUUUCUGGGCCGACUCAGUGACUGAAGCAAUGUUUUAUUAAAAAUCGAUGACAUUUACCAUAAUGUACCCCAUGUAUUAUGGGAAACAACAACCAAAAACUGCCUUUAAGAAAAGCACAGUCUGUUCCCGAAUCACAGUUUUUACAAGUAACCAAUCCUGAUCUAGUCAGAAAUAAAAACAGGGGAUCUGGAAGACUUACGCGAGGAAAGUCACAAGAUGGAUUGGACAUAGCGAUUAGUACCCCAGAAAAGCUGGAGUUAAAUGUACCCCUAGUUGAGGCUCUCUUUCUUCCAGAUUUCCCAAUAAAGGGAGAUGCACAAGGCCAGGAAUUUGAGAUCUGUGAUAUUAUAGCAAAAGGAGCCUAUGGAAAUGUUUUACGAGUUCGCAGGGAGGAUGAGAAACAGUAUUAUGCCAUGAAGGUGAUGAGCAAAACUCAGAUUAUUGUGGAAGGAGCCAUACAGCAGUGUAAAGAUGAAGCGGCUAUUCAGGCCAUGCUUGGGGACCAUCCAUUUAUUGUAAAAUUGCAUGAAUACUGGCAAUCAAAAAAGUAUCUUUACAUAGUGCUUGAGUAUGUUCCUUAUGGAGACCUGUUUACACUGUGGUCCUUUCAUGGUUACUUGCCAGAGAUGUUAUCCAGAGUUUAUAUUGCUGAAAUGGCAAUGGUGUUAGAUUAUCUUCACAAAUCUGGUGUCAUUUACAGGGAUAUAAAGAUGGAGAACAUACUUUUAGAUGCAGAAGGUCAUAUACAGUUGACAGAUUUUGGUUUAGCUAAAUGGUUAAACAGGGGAGAAAGAACAAGAACCAUCUGUGGAACUUUGCAAUAUAUGGCCCCUGAGGUGCUGGCCACCACUCCCUACGGCCACACUGCUGAUUGGUGGUCCCUAGGAAUACUCAUGUAUGUCCUCCUUGCCGGAAGGUACCCUGCUGAGGGGGCCCAGGAUCAUGAUGAGAUGCUCAAACUUGUGUGGGACAGUGAUUAUUUACUCCCCAACCACAUCAGUGAUAAAGCUCAAGAGGUCAUCAAUAAGCUUCUUAUGAAGAAUCCAGAAAAAAGACUUACAGAUCUACUAGCUCUUCAAAAUACCAGCUUUUACUCCAAUUUUAACUUUACUGCUGUAUUAGAAAAAAAGGUGUCACCAAAGGACAUAGUUCCCCCCGACUUUUUCCCUAUGACAGGUGUUAGUUAUAGUUACGCCCCCCAACCAGCCCCGAGUGAAGAUGAAUUUGCACAAUUUGACUUUGUGUGGAAUCUCCCUCCAGAGGCAGAGGCAGUGUUUGUUUAAGAAAUCCAUGUCAUUCCUGCAGCAUAAGUUACAGGGACCAUUGAGUAAACCUAGAUAAUGACAUACUGUCAUUUACAAGCAAUGAGUAACUGUGUAAUUGUGUAGAAGUAUUUAUGUGCAAUUGCUUUUUAUUUAAACAAGGUUUUUAGACAAGCUGUCUUUUAAUUUCAUGCAGAAUUUCAUAUUUUCAUUUGAACAUUUAUGUACAUUUAAGUAGGUUGUAAAGAAUACUGUAAAUGUUGUUAAAUGAACAAGUGGUGACAAAUACGUACUGUUAUUAUGUAAGAAUCUCUUAAUGUUUAUCUCUGACACUGUAUUCAGGAUAUCAUAACCACGAAGUAGUAUAUGCAGACCAAAGAAGCGUUUGUUUUUAUUCUUGGUAACUGGAAUCUUUUCUUGGAUAUUUAUUUGAAACAUCUCUGAUAUUUCUUUGAACCAUCAAUUUUUGUAAUCAAGCAAAUUAAAUCCAAUCUCAAUUAAUGUUACUAGGAUUCUGAUUCUAUGAAGAAGGAAUUCUUUUUUCAUCUUUUUGAAAUUCUGUCUUUUUCAUGAUAGAUGAAUGUAAAAAUCAAAAUAUUCUGUGCCAUUUAUUGUUGUUUACCAGAAAGAGCCCUCACCUACAGCAUUUAAUGCAUUUGUUUUUUUUAUUUCAUGGUUUUUCCAUUUCUCACUGUAGUUGUACUGUACAUAUCAACUAUAAUACAUCAGUAUGUUAAAUGUUUUUACCUGUAAACUUACUAUGCAUUUAUAAAAAUAGAAUCAUUUUUUUUAUGUCAUAUAGUGAUAUUUUUAUUUGAUUUUAAUGCAAUAGACUUUUUUAAAAAAAA
Molecule: messenger RNA, 2122 nt
Organism: Saccostrea echinata
Lineage: Eukaryota; Metazoa; Mollusca; Bivalvia; Ostreida; Ostreidae
Product: ribosomal protein S6 kinase-related protein-like
Exons: 14
Coding region: 90-1295 (401 amino acids)
Biological process (GO): protein phosphorylation
Molecular function (GO): protein serine/threonine kinase activity; ATP binding
Source: RefSeq, a predicted model, not a curated record